This is a messenger RNA of Durusdinium trenchii, 273 nucleotides long. Lineage: Eukaryota; Dinophyceae; Suessiales; Symbiodiniaceae. The record is from the annotation of a GenBank genome assembly.
GUAACCCUGCUGGGCGCUGGGCUGAUGCUGGCCGUCACGAUCAUGGCCAAGGGCAGCGCGCCCGGCAGCGCUGCCCAUCGUCGACCCAAGGGUGGCCUCGCUGUCCAGUGUGUUGGCAGCCUCCGGCAGCUUGGCCAGCUUCGUGGCCUCCGAGUUCGCCACGGUGGAAACCACGGAGUCGGCCGGCUCCGCCGCACGACCCAGGCAGCGUCUUCCUGCUGCAGUGCUGGGUCUUCCUGCUGCGGCCUCCGCAUGAAGAGGGCCCUGAGCUGA